ACGACUACUUGUACCUAAUCGGAAUGAAGAAUGUCAAAAUGAUAUAAAGUACGUCUCCAAAUAACACCUGGGAUUCGAUCAACCGGAAAACAUUUCCAUUUCAAUUUUCAACCAACUCGCCAUUAACAAAAAAAAAAAGUCAAGAAUUGUUUCAUCAUUUUUAUUAUUAUCAAUCAACAAUAUAAAUAAGGAAGAGAAAUAUCGAUCAUAUAACAAUUAAUAGUGCAAUAUAUAAUGUUUACGAAAUUGUUUAACAGAAAUUCUCAACCAUCUUCUCCACGUGCUGAUCAUCACCAGGACGUUCAACAAUUGAAGGACUUUGAUCCACAUGUCGUUGUUCAUUAUGGGAUCCCAUCUACCGCAUCCAUCCUUGCCUUUGACCCCCUUCAACAGCUACUGGCUGUUGGCACACUGGAUGGCAGGAUAAAGGUGAUUGGUGGUGAUAACAUUGAAUGUCUUUUAAUAUCUCCAAAGCCAGUACCCUUUAAAAACCUAGAGUUCUUACAAAACCAAGGCUUUCUGGUCAGCGUCUCAAAUGAAAAUGUAGUGCAGGUCUGGGAUUUAGGAAAGAGGCAACUCGCUUCUAACUUACAAUGGGAAUCUAAUAUAAGUGCAUUCUCUGUAGUAUGUAACACUAAUUACAUGUAUGUUGGAGAUGAGUAUGGCUACAUGUCUGUAUUAAAGUAUGACAGCGAAGAAGGGAAUAUCCAACACAUGCCUUAUCAGCUUCCUGUAGAUCUCAUAGCUGAUGAUGCUGGGAUUUCAUUACCUGAUCAACAAUCUGUUGUGGGCAUGCUUUCCCAACCUUUUACCUCCGGAAAGAGAGUGUUGAUUGCAUAUCAAAAUGGAGUGAUUAUUUUAUGGGAUGCUUUUGAAGAUAAAGCUAUAAUUGCUAAAAGCCACAAUGAUUUACAUGUAAAGGAUGAAAUUAUAGUUCGUUCUACAAUUGAUGUUAGACCCGAGAGCUUAAAUAAUAAAUUGGUUGGAGAGCAGGCCGAGAAGGAGAUAAGUGCUCUCUGUUGGGUUUCUUCUGAUGGGUCAAUACUUGCUGUUGGUUAUGUUGAUGGAGAUAUCAUGUUAUGGAAUGUACCAACUAUGACCUCUAACAAAGAUCAGAAAACAAAUAAGUCAUCUAAUAUUGCUGUUAAGUUAAGAUUAUCUUCAGGUGACAGAAGACUUCCAGUCAUUGUUCUCCAUUGGUCAAACAGUACACACAGUGGUUCUGGAGGUCAACUUUUUGUGUAUGGAGGUGAUGAUAUUGGAUCGGAGGAAGUCCUGACGAUCCUGAAUCUUGACUUAUCAUCGGGGCUGGAAGCUCUGAAAUGUGUCAAGCGCUUAGACCUUACACUUAAUGGUUCAUAUGCGGAUAUAGAAUUGGUUCCUAAUGUUGGGGCAGCGGGAAGUAGUACUACACUUUUUGUGCUGACUAAUCCGGGACAAUUGCAUGCCUACGAUGACGAUUGCUUGUCUGGAUUAAUGUCGGCUCCAGAGACAAUGCAUGCAUUAAAUGCUGUUCAAUGUCCUGUAACUUUACCAACUGUUGAACCUUAUAUGACCAUUGCAAAGCUUUGUUUGGUUGAUGACGACGAGGGUCAGCAAAGAAUUCUCAAGGAGACAGUUUUGGCUGCAAAACCUCAGUUAGCAUCUCCUUCAACCACUGGAACUAUAAAGUGGCCUGUGAGUGGUGGCUUUCCCAGUCAACUAUUCUCAACUGAAAAUGUCGGAGUUGAGAGGAUAUAUAUUGCAGGGUAUCAAGAUGGCUAUGUCAGAAUCUGGGAUGCCACCUUUCCGGUUUUCUCACUGAUUUUUGUUCUUGGAAUUCAGGUGGAAGGUAUCGAAGUUCCUGGUGCAAGUGAACCAAUAUCAGCAUUGGAUUUUCACUCUCCAACGACUAGUUUAGCUGUCGGAAAUGAUUGUGGUCUGGUUCAUCUACUUAAGUUAGUUGGAGAAUCUGAAAAGUUAAAUAUGCACUUUGUGACAGAAACCAAGCGUGAAGGUAUUGAAUUGCACCAUAAAAAUGGAUGGCAAUCAACAGCCGUCUUUUCUCUCAUACGUUCUCCUGUACGAAGCCUGAAGUACACAUUUUCUGCUGCUAGAAUUGUUGUUGGACAUGAAUCCGGUAAGGCUGUUGUACUCGAUGUUCAGUCAUCAUCAAUACUGUUAAUUACCGAUUGUUUUGCCAGUUCUAGUUCUCCGGUUGUGUCUGUGGCCAUGAAAACAUAUUUACCAACUGACACUGAUGAUCAUGAGCAAUCCGGAGACACAUCACCUAGUGAUCCAGAUAAGGAAAUGGCUUUCAUAUUAACCAAGGAUGCACAUAUCACCCUUGUGGAUAGUAGUAGUGGUAAUAAGAUCUGCUCUCAAUUGGUAAACCCGAAGGAGUCCGCUGCAAUAUCAAUAUCCUUGUUAGAUGAAAAAUAUUCUGUUCGAGGAUUAUCUGAGGAGAAUCCCGUGAACUCAGCACAGGAUUUGACCGAUAGAAAAGAGUCUUUACAGUCCAGUACUGAGCCAGAAAGUGAUUCAACUGAAACUGAAGUAACUACCUUAAGUGAAGACACUGAAUUGUGGAAGAAUUUUGUAGACUCACUCAUUUUAGUUUGUUGUGAAGAUUCAAUGCUUUUAUACUCAACCAAGUCUCUAAUUCAGGGAGAACCAAAUUUCAUCAGAAAGGUUGAUUUAGAGAAACAAUGCUCCUGGAUGACAACUUUUAAGAAAAAUGAUAUGGAAUCUGGAGUUGUUUUAGUUUAUUCAACCGGAGAUGUUGAGAUCAGGUCCUUGCCAGAUCUUAAAGUGCUGGCAGAAACUUCUUUAAUGUCCAUCCUCAGAUGGAACUUCAAGAAUAACAUGGAAAACACAAUGAGCUCUUUUGGUAAUGGGCACAUAACUAUGGUGUACGGUUGUGAAUAUGCUAUUAUAUCUCUUUUCACCUCUGAAAAUGACUUCAGGAUCCCAGAGGCUCUACCGCGCCUUCAUGAUAAAGAUGUUGCAGAAGCUGCAGAGGCUGCUCUUAAAUUUUCUCUAAGCCAGAAGAAUAAACAGACUGCACCAGCAGGAAUACUUGGUGGUGUCAUCAAGGGCAUAAGGAGAGAAAAAGAAAAUGACAAUGCUCAUAUUGAAGAAACUCGGGAUAUCCUUGUUUCUAAGCUAGAAACCUUGUUUUCUAGGACCCCGUUUUCAGUUUCAGAUUUAGAUUUGGAUCUGAGAGAUGACUUUGAUGUGCCAGUCAAAUUAGUUGUAGAAAAAAUUGAGGUCGAACCAAAGUUCCCUGAGCCACCAUCCGAGAAUCGAAGUCAGAUUGAGAAAAAUGAGAAAACAGAGAGGGGGAGAUUAUUUGAAGGUGGCUCUGCUAUUGCAGAACCAAAAGCUAGGACAGCAGAUGAAAUCAAGGCCAAAUAUCGGAAGACAGGGAUGGGGGAUACAUCGGCUAUGGCUCAAGAAGCAAAAGACAAGCUUCUCGAGCGCCAAAUGAAACUUGAGAAACUAAAAGAAAACUCGGAAGAACUGGCAAGUGAGUCCGAAAACUUUGCAUCAUUGGCAGGCGAGCUUGCAAAGCAAAUGGAGAAUCGGAAGUGGUGGCAAUUAUGAAUUAUGUGCCUCAAACUUGGCCUUUAAUUUGAACAAGUGUUUUGCGUACAGAUCAGAUAAGGCAGAUUGAUAUCUCAAACACUUGCAUCAUUUGUUGUAUACUUUUUUUAAUUUAUAGAAAAGUUUGGUUGAUUCAUUUAGGUUAUAUCUUUUGUUUUUGUUGAACAUAGACCCAGAUGAAACAAAUCAAAGACAAGAAAUCGGCUGUGUUGCAUGUUUCGCUUAUUUACCUAACAGUUGUGUCAAAGGUGAUCAUGUUUGUAAGCAUGGUUCCGCUGUAAAUGAGUGAAGUACAAGAACACUAUUAUGUAUCAUAUACAAAAUUGCAUAUUCACGUAAAGGUUAGAUUGUUAAAGAUUA
Erigeron canadensis is the source of this 3945-nucleotide messenger RNA. RefSeq lists its product as uncharacterized. Gene Ontology annotation, cellular component: plasma membrane; cytoplasm. NCBI's taxonomy places the organism in Eukaryota, Viridiplantae, Streptophyta, Magnoliopsida, Asterales, Asteraceae. The record is from RefSeq and is a predicted model, not a curated record. Gene Ontology annotation, biological process: regulation of exocytosis. The transcript has 24 exons. The coding region runs from base 235 to 3585 and encodes 1116 amino acids. Gene Ontology annotation, molecular function: syntaxin binding; myosin II binding; GTPase activator activity.